AUGGAUAAUUAUUUCAGCAACGUGGAACUUUUUGGAACGUUGAGAAAAGUUGGAAUAGGUGCAGUAGGAACAGGAAAUAUUAAGGAUAAGUUGUUUCCAGAUGAACUUAAUGUUGACAAAAAGAAGGCGAUGAAGCUAUUGCCAUGGAACACACUUGUUGGGAAAGUUGUAAAGCCUCAGAUUCCUGAAAUUGUCGGGCCAUUUUCUAAUAAAAGUGCUCCUAAAAAGAGGGGGUUGGCUGAAUCGACAACUUCUGAAGACGUGAAUGUUCUUGGCUGGAAUGACAAUGGUUUGGUUCACAUGAUAACUACAGUUCACAAUGCAAAUCAAAAUAAAAAUGAUCCCAACAGUUACAUUAUUCGCAAUCUCAAGAAGCCAGCUCAUUCAAGUUCAAAUUAUUUAUUAGUGGCUCCUUUAUUUAAAAAUGGGGAAAAUACAGCAAAUCUGCCAAUACCUGUUGUAAUUGACGAUUACAACAAUAGUAUGAGUUCAGUUAAUAUUGCUGAUCAACUUCGAUCUUACUACUGUACACAAUCUGAAAUUUAUCGCAAUUGGAUUCCCAUUUUUUUCUGGCUUUUAGAUUUGUCAAUUAUCAAUAGUUAUCUUCUUUUCACAACUCAAAACCCAGAUAAGAAGCGUGACAAAUUACAUUUUGAUUUUCGUGUCCGCCUUUCUCGUUAUUUGUUAGAAGAUGGAAAGAAAGAUAUCGAUAACCAAAAUUUAUCAUCUGAAGUAUUUCCUACAUCGAAAAAAAGAUCUUAUGUUAAAAAAGGCUCAAAGAGGAGUGAAAAGCGUCUAAUACAAGGAGUUGAUCACAGCUUAAAGUGCACCAAAACUCGCGCUAAUAGAUUAUAUUGCAUUGAAUGCCGAUAUACUAAGAAUGAGAGCAAAAAUCCCAAUGAUGUGAUUGUAAGAAAGACAAUGUAUACUUGCUCCUACUGUGAGGUUCCUCUUUGCACACUUUGCACUGGAAAGUAUCAUUCUAUUUAA
This is a messenger RNA of Magnusiomyces paraingens, 990 nucleotides long. RefSeq lists its product as uncharacterized. Lineage: Eukaryota; Fungi; Ascomycota; Dipodascomycetes; Dipodascales; Dipodascaceae. The coding region runs from base 1 to 990 and encodes 329 amino acids. The transcript has a single exon. The record is from RefSeq and is a predicted model, not a curated record.